Molecule: messenger RNA, 1876 nt
Organism: Solanum dulcamara
Lineage: Eukaryota; Viridiplantae; Streptophyta; Magnoliopsida; Solanales; Solanaceae
Exons: 2
Coding region: 534-1661 (375 amino acids)
Biological process (GO): response to heat; regulation of abscisic acid biosynthetic process
Source: RefSeq, a predicted model, not a curated record
ACAUCUAAUUAUGACUGGUGAAAAUUAAUUUUAAUUUGAAUACUUUCAAUAUUCUAGAUGCAAUAAUUUGUACGUUUCAAGUUAAUGAGUUCUAUCAAAUUUUCGAGUUUCGCCCUUGCUAACCAGAAUCAAUUAUUAAACUCCUAUAUUGCGUAUUACUAUGUAGUAAAAAUUUAAGUUAAUUUAAUUAAUUUUUAAUUGUGCUAUCUUAUUGAAAAAAGAUAGAAAAAAAGAAAGCAAAUUAGCAAUAUUUUAAUUAUGCGUAUUAAUUAAUUGUGAGAUUGUCCGUUUUUUAUUCUAUUUAUAUGAAGAAGUGGCCUUAGUAUUAUGCGGAAAAUAAUCGUUGUUCACUUGUAUUAAGCUUUACUCUACAACCAUAAAAUUUCGAAACUUUUGUGUAACGUCACAUUUUUUAGUAAAAAUCUCUAAAGCUUCUAUAUAAAUUUUCACAUUUACCAUUUUUAUUCAUUUGAAUCACAUUUAUUUCCUUCAAUGUACUAAUUUUCUUAUUAAUUAUCCAAACAAAAAAAAAUAUGGACGCCCUUUUUGCUAAAGGAAAGGAAUUUCUCAGUUCCAAAAAUGAUGACAAAGAAACUUCCAAUCGUCGUGAAAGAACAAAACAUGAUGAUGACGUGGAUAAUUCCGAUGACCGCCUUGAGAGGAAACCUUCCGACAGGUCCGACGAUGAAAAUGAUGGAGGGAGGCCCGACGGCACCGGACGAGGUGGCGGCAAGACAGGCGGGGACGGAAGUGGUGGCCGUAAAAUGGCGGCAAGCGGUGGUGCCGGCCGCGGUGCUCAUGAUCCAAAUGAGCACAAACAACCAACAACCUCUGAGCUAAUGGCUAGCGCGAAGCUGGUGGCUGCAGCUGCGCAAUCCCAAUUAGGUGGCGGUGUCGAGGGCAAACCAAAAGAAGAGUUGGACACCGGAAAGCUUGCCGGAGCCGCCGCCGAUCUUCUUUCCGCCGCUUCACAUUACGGGAAACUUGGUGAUGAAGGAAUUGGUAAGUAUAUCGGACAAGCUGAGGAUUAUCUCCACGGCUACGAGCUUAAUAAUUCGAAACCCAACAAAGCUGCUGGUGAUAUCGGUACUGGUACCACUACCGGACCCAAAAAAAGUACUUCUAGUACAUCACCCAAGAACUCAUCGGAGCUCCGUCCAAGGGGCAAUGUCAAAGAAGAUGAUGAUAAUAAUGAUAAUGAUGAGCACGGAGAGACUAUGAGGAAAGAAAAGAAGAUGAUGCCGUCAAAGAAACAAUCCAGUGACAAUUACGACCAUGAUCGUGAUGAAGGUGAUGAUGAUCGUGCUAGAGGACGCGACGAUCAUGAACGUUUUGAGGAAAGUGAUGAUUAUCACAGAGGUGGACACGAUGAAAUUGAAGGAAUGCGCAGGAAAAAAUCUGACAGUCAUAGCCACGAACAUGCAGAUGAAGACGAUGGUCGUUCUGGAGGUGGAUAUGGUGAUUACAUCAAAAAAGCUCAAGGAAUAUUCAAGGAAAAAGACAAUGAUGAUCCAGAGAAAGAUGAUGGUAAAUCCGGUGAAGGGUAUGACGAUUAUAUAAAAAAAGCUCAAUGUAUGUUCAAGAAAGAUUCUGGCGAUUCUGCUAAGGACGAUGAGAACAAAACAGAUUAUCUUAAAAUGGCUGGAAGUUUCUUCAAGUAAUUAAUAAUAAUUAAGAAGUGUGAAAUUAUACUAAGUAUUAAGUAUGUUAUUAUUGUUGUUGUAAUAAUAAGAACAAAGAAGCAUAGACUAAUUGUAACAUAGAAUAUCAUCAUCUGUUGAUCAAUUCUUUUGUUAAUUUGAUUUCUUUCCUAAAGUUUUAUUUAGAAUUUUUAGCUAUAGUUUUAUUUGAAUUGUAAUAAUGGAAACAAGUACAG